This is a messenger RNA of Physeter macrocephalus (sperm whale), 3762 nucleotides long. Its product is annotated as kelch-like protein 31. Gene Ontology annotation, biological process: negative regulation of JNK cascade. The record is from RefSeq and is a predicted model, not a curated record. The transcript has 2 exons. Gene Ontology annotation, cellular component: cytoplasm; nucleus. Lineage: Eukaryota; Metazoa; Chordata; Mammalia; Artiodactyla; Physeteridae. Gene Ontology annotation, molecular function: protein binding. Bases 109 to 801 code for a protein of 230 amino acids.
GUGGCCGGUGGUGAAGACCAGAAUGAUGCAAGAAAUCAAGCCAAGCACGCAGUCAGCAAUUUCUGCAGAUACGAUCCCCGCUUCAACACCUGGAUCCACCUGGCCAGCAUGAACCAGAAGCGGACGCACUUCAGCCUGAGCGUGUUCAACGGGCUCCUGUACGCCGUGGGCGGCCGCAACGCCGAGGGCGGCCUGGCCUCGCUCGAGUGCUACGUGCCGUCCGCCAACCAGUGGCAGCCCAAGGCGCCCCUGGAGGUGGCGCGCUGCUGCCACGCCAGCGCGGUGGCCGACGGCCGCGUGCUUGUGACCGGCGGCUACAUCGGCGGCGCCUACUCGCGCUCCGUGUGCGCCUACGACCCGGCCCGCGAUGCGUGGCAGGAGCUGCCGGCGCUCAGCACGCCGCGGGGCUGGCAUUGCACGGUGGCGCUGGGCGAGCGCGUGUACGUGAUGGGCGGUAGCCAGCUGGGGCCGCGCGGCGAGCGCGUGGACGUGCUAACCGUGGAGAGCUUCAGCCCGGCCGCCGGCCAGUGGAGCUACGCGGCGCCGCUGCCCGUGGGCGUGAGCACGGCGGGCGCCUCGACGCUGCACGGCCGCGCCUACCUGCUGGGCGGCUGGAACGAGGGCGAGAGGAAGUACAAGAAGUGCAUCCAGUGCUUCAGCCCCGAGCUCAACGAGUGGACGGAGGACGACGAACUGCCCGAGGCCACCGUGGGCGUGUCGUGCUGCACCCUGGCCAUGCCCAAUCACGUGACCCGAGAGUCCCGCGCCAGCUCGGUGUCCUCCGUGCCCGUCAGCAUCUGAACCCGGGGAGCCGCGGGCUCGCGGGGAGAGGAGAUAGGCAUCGCGGUUCAGCAGUGAGCUAGCGGAAAGGAAACUAUCUAACAUUUACUACAGGGGUGUCUUUUCAGAUCCAUCGAGGCAUCUGCCUUGGUGGUUUUCAGUUGCUGGUGUGGCAUCAUCUACCUCUCUGUCGAUUUUUUUUUUUUCUUUUCUUUUUUUAAGCAAAAUACAGAGCCGGAGCCAACAAAGGAAAGAAGCCAUUUAUUUCAGCGGCCACUGGGUGGCAGACAGAACUCGCGGUGGGCCCUUCCAACGCGGCAUCCUUUCUAAACAUAGAGCGGUUACACCCACCUUUGAGAUUGUGCUUCUGCACUUUAAUACACACGAAGCCUGUGUAAGAGAUUUCUCGUACAAAAGUUUCUUUUCCUUUCUCUUUUUUUUCUUUAGGAAGUUUAAAAUAUUCCUUUAUAGGCUUCAUUUUUAAAUGGAAAUCAGUCUACAUCCAUAAGGACUUAAGAUUUAAUUCUGUGUUUCUAUGCAGUUUCUUUUCCUAUACAUGCCUGAGUAAAGGAUUUCGAAAGGCAUCCCAGGAGAAAAUCAUAAAGCUUAAGACAAAUACUGACGGGAAAGUAACAGGGAUUCCACCCAGGGGCUGACAGGUUGAUGCCUUUGGUUUAGUGGUGAUUCCCUCCUCCCUGUCUCAGGCCCCCAAAAGUAUUUCCUAUCAUAAAAUCGUACUCUCAAAGAAGGAACUGACAUCAGUCAUCUAAUUUAUAGGUAAAUUUAAACCAUUUUAUUGUUUCUCCUAGAAGUAUUCGCAUUUUACUUUGGUCCUCCAUUAAAAGAAUUGCAAGUAGUACUCUCACCCUAAACACUACAUCAAGAUGGUUAAAGGCAACCUUGACAUUCAUGUAAGCCCCCAGAAGAACACCAAAUAAAAGUCUGUCUGUAAGGAUCCUUAACAUAUAGCAUAUGCAGCCUGAAGGUUAUGCAACCAAUAACAAUAAUUUGAUUUCUUCUGGUCUUUUAGAUGAGUGAGAAUGAAGGAAACAUUUGGAAUUCCUGGAUUUAGCAAUAGCGGGAUGAAUGGGUCCCCCUGUUGGUAAAUUCUAUUGUUUACCAAUUGAUUUCAAUCCCGAUUUCUUAAUUAAAAACCUAACACGUUCAUUUUCUAUAGAAAUGUUAAGAUAAUAUAUGCCCAUUUGAUUAUAUAUUUUUAAAAUUUCAUCUGCUCCAAGUUAGCUUUGCAUAUUAAACUAUAUCGACUCCAUAUCAUUUUUCUUAUAUGUUCACCAAGUUUGGAAGCAAGGGAAUGAUGGCAGUAAAUGAUACAUAUUUUCCUUUCUUCUUAUUUAUCCUUUUAUUCUUUGAUAGUUCACUUGUUUUGGAGAGGAAGGGCCUAUCAAUUAUGGGUUAUGUGCAAAUGGGUUUUGAAAAAUAAGACAAACUAUUUAAAUUGUGAAACAUGACAUCUAUGACAGUAAAACCGGGUUUUCAUGAACCCUGUCCUCUCCCACUGUGUGUAGAUAGGUUAUGGCUAGAGUUACAAUAUUUAUAUUGAAAAUAUUUUAUUCGAACUGUGAAAAGUGGUUCAUAUAGUAGUACACUUUGUGGAACAAUUUUAUAUCAUUGCCCCUUAUGGAGAGUUCAAUCUCUGGGUAUUUAAUGGUAACACUCGGGUAAAGGCUAGAACAUUGCGGUUGAGAACAAGACGUUAUUAAUGUAAAAAUGCUGGGCUGUUUCCUAACCCCACACAGGGCAGGAGGAGCUUCUCCAAGUACAGAGCAGAUCUGCUCCUUGAUUCUUUACUGGCCCAGGCCAAAAAAUAAACCUGUGUGAGAAACCAGUGUAUGGCGCUGGUUAUAUCACUGAGCUCAUAAGUCACAAUGUACAACCUAUAGAUAGACUUUUGUCCUUGCAGCACCAUGGGUAAAAUUAGCUUUUCAUUUGUAAUAAGUUGUUUAGGCCACAACUUCCAAAGACUAUAAGGGGGUGACUGUAACAUCUUUUAGUUUGGUAUAAACAUAUAUUUUCAUACAAUCGAGAAGCCUAUAGCAUACCGUUAAUUUUGAGAGACAAAAGGUGAUGUAUUAUGUAUUAUGGAUUACAAGUCAUAAGUGGGCAAAUAGACAUAAUCUUUUGAUACUCACCAAGAGAUGUAUCUCCCAUUGAGAUCCUAGAAGUAUUGUGAAGUGAGGGGCUUAAGGCCGGAAUGAAAUAAGAAUCAAUCAACUGUAAUAUUUUAUCAUGGAUGAAUGAGGAAAGAUGCUGAAACUAGAGGAUUUUUCAUCUAUCAGAGCUUGAUAAAAUACGGUGCACAAAAACUCGGCAGUGGCUUUCUAGAGGUGACCCUGGAGAUGUGUUAGAAUGGAUAAAGCGUUUGAAAUGACCAUUUAACGUAGUUUCUACAUUGGUUAUCUGAAGACUCAGAGGAUACAAAUAUUGGGGCUACCCAGGUUCCUGGGUGCAUUGCUGCUGUAUCUCCUGCUUCAACCAUUAGGUCAAUAAACAAAAACCAAUAGGAAUUUGGAAUUCCAGAAUUUCUGACAUAACAGAUUGGAAGGGAGCAUGGAACCUAAAGGUGGGUGAAGGUUUUACCUCCUGGAACAUCCUGCACAGACCACUGAAAGACGUGAAAAUACGCAGCAUCAAAAUAAUGCCUGUCAUCUUCCACGUGUCAGCGAAACACACUCUUUAACCCAACUACUGAAGCAGGUACCUCUAGAAAACUUGACGACUUCCCCAUGUUUUCCAACUGGAAAAUCACUUCAUUUUCAUUACGUUUUAAGCUUACAUUCAGUCACACUCCCAAGUCUUAGGAGCCAAGCCGAUACCUCCUUUUAUUUUUCCGAAAGCAGAGGGCUUGUUAUUUUUGUACUACCAGAGUCCUGUGAUGAAAUAAAAGCAUUGGUUCAAUGUAUCAGAGAAAUAGCAGGUUACCCAGCAGCUGAAAUAAUAAAACUCAAGCUCUCUUUUUCGGAA